UAAGAGCGUGUUGCGCAGCUGAGACUGUAUAAAACACCUGUAGUAUUUUGGAACAUGUUUGAAAGCAAAGUUGAGAUAAUCUCUACAUUCCGUUCUUUGUCGAAUUGCGCUUUCGGAAACAAAAAAGCCAGCCUUCAACAAAGAUAUUCAUCGAUAAAUUCUUUCGUCGUUCACCUCAACAAGGUCGUUCAUUGGUAAAUUCUUUCAUCGUUCCACAAAGGCAUUCAACGAUGGAUUCGUUCUUUAUCGAGUUUGUUCAAGUACCAAACAACAGCCAGAACCAUCUACAUAAAUCGGACAAUAGCCAUUGUAGCUAUAUCAAGAAGCUACUCUCGAACAGCGAGUCUAUCAAUCUUGAAUAUCUUAACUCUUAUUUCUUACUAUAUAUAUAUCUUUGUAUUCAUAAUCAACAAACAAACACCAACAACUCCACCUUCAGUAUGUCUACAAGACUAUCUUGCAAGGUGCAGGUCGUUUAUCGAGAGUGUGGACACGAUUUGAUAGAAACUCACGAAAUCCCACCAAAUACUGAAGUGCCCGCGGCCCAGACACCCAAGGAACAGAAACGCAAUUCUAGCUCCUCUUCCCGAUCAUCUCGUCGCAGCAGCUGGAAAUCUUUCCUCUGCAGCGGCGUGGAACAAGCUGAGAGUGAUUCUGACAAUGAUGCAGAUCUCGAUUUUCAAUGCAAAGGACCUGAUUUGGUUAGGAAAGUCGAAGGAAUGUGCCCAGCUUGCAGCACAAGGCGACAAGAUCUUUUGAUCGCCCAGGAACAAGCACGAGACGCAGAGAUAAUCCGCGCUCAUGUCGCCCAAGAACAAGACGAGGAGCGUGCACGACAACGUCGAGCGUACCGACCCGUGGAGGACAGACACACUAACUUCAGAUGUGAAAAGUGCAUCAGGGAGAACCGCAAUUCCGCUGACAGAUCAGGAAACGAAGGAUUCUGCUGUGAGUUUGGACGAUCAUUCUGGAAUAAAAAGUGUGAAGCUGAGCGAUUCUCAAACACCACCGCGGGAUUGAAGCGCAUGACAAUAGGCACAGUAGAAGCACGACGCGCCGCUAGGCAAGCAGCAGCUUCCUACGGAUGGAAAUCUCAUACCGAUGAGUUCAACACAAUUGAACCAGAAGUCGUUUCACAGUUCUUGGGAAUCACCGGGAGCGAGCCUGGAUCCUUGCCCGGUCUAGCAGUUCCAAGAUACGAGGAUGCCCACAUUGAUAUUGAGCGAUGGAAUUCCCAAAUACAAACCAGCCGCGGUACUGCACCGCCACCAAACAAGCCACUUCCCCUGCUCCCGUUGAUGAGAAAGCCUCGAGCUGAGCAAGUGGGACCACAGCCGUCCACUGGACGACACGCAUUUCGCAAUGAAGUGCCUCCGCUUAGAACCAGAGAUUCGGAUGUCUCAGCAAUGACAAGCCCACUGGACUUGGAUGAUGUGUCUUCAGUGUCAUCCAUGAGCACUCGCUGGUCAUCCAACUCACAGAGACUAAAGACAAGAGAGGGACAACACAAUUUGAGAAGACAGAUGACCGACCUUGAAUACGAACUUGACAGCGCGUUGGAGAGCUGGCAACAGCGACAACCAGAACAGAGAGGCAGAAGAAGCAAGAGAUGAUUUCAUUGUUAGUUUCCUUCAGUAAGUCCAUUUUUUGAGUUUCAUUUGUUCCAUAUUCUGCAGGCGUUAUUUGAUGGAGAAAAUAUAACCUGGCAAAAGCCUACCAAAAAAAAUUGAAAAAUACAUGUAAGAUAUAAAACGAGAGAUAGUUUUGUUGGAUGGUGUUGUAAAAAUGUGAAGUAGAGAAACAGCUGAGGAGGCAUCGGCGUGUAUCAUUUUGCGAAUUUAAGAUUAACUGUGUGGACCUAGAAAGAUGACCUCAAGACACAGCGCACAGCACACAGCGUUGGCAUUGAAUGG
Sclerotinia trifoliorum is the source of this 1913-nucleotide messenger RNA. The record is from the annotation of a GenBank genome assembly. Lineage: Eukaryota; Fungi; Ascomycota; Leotiomycetes; Helotiales; Sclerotiniaceae.